AUGACGGUGCCACACUGGCAGCGCCUCGAUUCAGGAAUCAACGUCAGAGGAGGGGACGUCUUCCACUAUGACUACCGCCAGGAUGGCUCCUUCACAUUGUCAGAGAACGCCCUGGAAGUUACGCUCCUCCUUGCUGCGGCGGCCGGCUGCAACCUGGUUGUGAUCGAGACCUACUGUGGAUGGCAGCACCCUGAGCACAUGACAUGCCGCAUUUGGUUCAAGCAGGUCAGUGAGGUCCACAGCUACAUCCGCAACAACACUGACGUUGACUACGGUCAGCGACAGGGGUACCUCACGUGCUUCCUGAGCAAUUGA
This is a messenger RNA of Symbiodinium sp. CCMP2592, 315 nucleotides long. The record is from the annotation of a GenBank genome assembly. NCBI's taxonomy places the organism in Eukaryota, Dinophyceae, Suessiales, Symbiodiniaceae.